CACCACCCUGGGUCUCGUCAGGUCCUGAUGGAGCAGGCCUGGUCCAGUUCUGGAGCCGAAUCGGAGCCGAGCAUGGCCCCAUUUGCCCAUCUUGUCGGGAGCGUGUUUGCCCAUGUUUCCCUCUUCAAUCGGGCAGGAAAAGCCAUUCCUGGAAACUCCUAGAUAGCUGCGUAAUCUUGAACGGUUGUUGGUUUUCACGCCCCCGCACUCUCGUAACUCCGGCCCUUGGCCGUGCCAUCGUCAUCGUCACAUCGUCACUUUGAGCCGCGGCCUAUUUAUACAACCUCCACAGCUUGCCAAGCCUCUACCCCAGACUAGGCUUGACCCUCACGCGACCUUGAGUGGCCCAGCCUGUGUCGUCGACACAUAUUCUCUGGACGCCUCUGGGAGCCGCAAAGCGCCACCCACCCUGUUUCCACAAUGAGUGCGCCGCCAGGUCCAAACAGCACUGGGGAUGAAAAAGCACCCAGUAAACCAGAACCUACCCUUGCCGGUCAUACAGUGGGUAGUGACCCCAGGCCUGUUACCGGCACGCCGCCGUCCGACGCGUCCAUCCACGGGCCGGCUAGCGAUGAAAAGCCACGCCCCUCAUCCCACUCCGGAGAUGUGCCAGAGCUCGCCCAUAGUGAUUGGGAAGAUGAGGGUACGGCUUCCGGUGACCCCGAGCUGGGAGGUGAGCCGGCCGGAACGGCGCUCUCCCGGACGUCGUCGGCCCGAUCACGCGCCGUCACCAUCGUGCCCAUGGGCCAGCGGAGGGGCCUCCUCGCGAGGCUGGCCGUCCUGGUGCCCGAGGUCGAGCGGCCGUACGAGUAUUCACAGAAGCACAAGUGGACAAUCACCACCAUAGUCGCCCUCGCCGGCUCGGCCUCCCCUCUGGGGUCGUCCAUAUUUUACCCGGCAUUGGGGCAAAUGGCGGUUGACUUGAAAACCACCGAGACAAUAACCAAUCUCACGGUUGCUGUGUACAUGCUCUCAAUGUCUAUAUUCCCGCUGUGGUGGUCUUCCUUUUCCGAGACGCUUGGCCGGAGGACCAUCUACGUAGUAUCGUUUGCUUUAUUCGUGGUAGCGUCUGUCCUUAGUGCACUCAGCACCAACAUCGCCAUGUUGAUCGUCAUGCGGGUGCUUGGAGGAGGCGCCUCAGCAUCGGCUCAGGCUGUUGGGGCGGGUACUAUCGCCGACAUCUGGGAGCCGAAGAACCGAGGCAGCGCCAUGGGGAUAUUUUACCUCGGGCCGCUGUUGGGCCCCCUUCUGGCGCCCAUCUUUGGCGGCGCGCUGUCGCAGAGAUGGGGCUGGCAAAGCACCAUGUGGUUCCUGGUCAUCUACGGCGGGCUGGUCUGGGUCAUGAUCGUCUUCUGCCUCCCCGAGACGCUCGCCAAAAAAAGGAGGCCGGCGGCCGAGCCCGAGACGGCGGCCAGCCUGCGGCGCACGUCGACGCGGCAGUCGGUGUCGCAGCACACCAAGGCGACGGCUCGGUUCCUCAAGCGGGCCUUUGUCGACCCGCUCAGCGUGCUCCUCUACCUCCGCUUCAUGCCCGUCGCCCUGACCGUCAUGUACGCGGCCGUCACGUUCGGGGCGCUCUUCAUCCUCAACAUCUCGGUGCAGUCGACCUUUGCGCGCCCGCCGUACGGGUACCCGGAGCUGGUGCUCGGCCUGCUCUACCUGCCGGCCUCGGUCGGCUACAUCGUCGGCUCGCUCGCGGGCGGGCGCUGGAUCGACCGCAUCAUGGCGCGCGAGGCGAGGCGGGCCGGGCGGUUCGAUGCCGCGGGCAACCUGGUGCUGCUGCCCGAGGACCGCAUGCGCGAGAACGCGUGGCUGGCCGCGGUCCUGUGCCCGGCCUCGCUGGUCUGGUUCGGGUGGACGGCGGCCUUUGGCGCGCACGUGGCGGCGCCGAGCGUGGCCAACUUCUUCUUCGGCUUCGCGAGCAUGCUCGUGUUCGGGGCCGCCACCACCAUGCUGACCGAGUUCAUGCCGUCGCGCUCGUCGGCCGGCGUGGCCGUCAACAACUUUGUGCGCAACAUCUUCAGCUGCGUCGGCACCGUCGUCGCGCAGCCGCUGCUCAACGUCAUGGGCGUCGGCUGGCUGUGCACCGCCGUCGCAGUCCUGACCUUUGUCGUCGGCGCGGUUGCCGUCUGGUCGCUCGGGCGGUAUUCGAGCAAGUGGAGGAUAGAGAUGGACAAGAAGCUCAAGGAGGGCUAGUGAUUUAUUAUUUACCGUUUACUUUUUUUACACCUUACCCCGUUGAUAUCUACUUUUCCUCAUAACAUCUAGGUCAUCUAAUAGGCUGAACACUCAUGCAUAGCUAUCCGCUGAUUUGAUAGACUUGAACGCUCCAAAGCAAUAUUCCAUGC
This is a messenger RNA of Gaeumannomyces tritici R3-111a-1, 2348 nucleotides long. RefSeq names its product quinidine resistance. NCBI's taxonomy places the organism in Eukaryota, Fungi, Ascomycota, Sordariomycetes, Magnaporthales, Magnaporthaceae. The record is from RefSeq and is a predicted model, not a curated record. The transcript is spliced from 5 exons. Gene Ontology annotation, biological process: intracellular polyamine homeostasis; transmembrane transport. Bases 421 to 2196 code for a protein of 591 amino acids. Gene Ontology annotation, molecular function: polyamine transmembrane transporter activity.